AUGAAAAAAUUCUCGUUGGACCUCUUAUUUGUUCGGCGAUUUAUCACAUUAUUGAAAAUCUUAUUUCCAUUUGAUCGACAUCGAUUAGUGGUUCCAACGUCGAUUCAUUUCGCGCUUUUUGUUGCUAUUGUUUCGGCUGCAGAUCAAGUUGCAACAUAUUUCGUUGGUAUAUUACCGAGUGAAUUUUACGUCGCAUUGGGUAAUCGUGAUUUUUCAACUUUUCGAUUACUUGCUGCUAAAGCGACAGUCAUUAUUUUGGGCAAAGCACUCGCGUUAUCUGCAAUAAAAUAUUCAACAUCGCAAUUAUUUUUAAAAUUUCGUGAAAUUUUUGGCUAUACUUUGCAUCGAUUGUAUUUUAAACGCCAUGCCUAUUAUCGUCUCAAUGUUUUGGGCGAAAAUGUGGAUAAUCCGGAUCAGCGAAUGACUCAAGAUGUCGAAAAAACUACUAGGAUUUUGGCUCAAGAUCUUUUUGUUCCCAUUUUCAUAUCACCAUUUAUUAUCGUAUAUUAUACAUAUUUAACUUACGGAAGUUCUGGUUGGCUUGGACCGUUAGCCAUUUAUGCGUAUUUUAUGAUAGCAACAGUAAUCAACAAAUUGUUAUUGUCACCGAUUGUUGCUCUCGUAAAUGAACAAGAAAAGAAGGAAGGUGAAUUCAGAUUGAGACAUGUAGAGGUUCGAACUAAUGCUGAAUCAAUAGCUUUUUAUCAAUCGGGGCUAAUUGAAAAUGUAAUGAUGAACAAAAAACUUAAUUCUUUAAUUAAUGUGCAGAAAAGGCUUGUUGAAUGGCGUUUCGCUUUAUGUUUGGCAACUAGUGCUUUUGACUAUUUUGGUGGCACAUUGAGUUAUUUAAUUAUUGCGAUUCCAAUAUUUUUAACUAAUGAUUAUGAGGGGCUUUCUGGUUCCGAAUUAUCAGGCGUUGUUAGCCGUAAUGCAUUUUUUUACUUGUAUCUUAUCUAUAGUUUCACUAGAUUAAUAUCUUUAUCGGAAACCAUUGGUGAUUUGGCUGGUGUUACGCACAGGCUAUCAUCUUUUAGAGUUAUUGGAUUGUAUGAAGAGCUCAUGCGUUUGCACAUAGACCGACUUGAAACAGACCGACCUCCAUCAACAGUUCCUUCAUCUAUUGUUGUGAUGGCCACUGAAGACAGUGAAAAGAGUGAUGUGCCUCAGAGACGGGUCGAGGAACUCCAUGGAAAACAGUGUCGCCUUCUUGAUAUAGAUUCAGAUGAUGAAGAGGCAGAAUAUCUCUUAGAAAGAUCUGAUGGUAAUCGAAUCAGAGAUGAUCCUGAAUGGCUUGAUGAUGGUAUUUCAAUGACUCUUGAUUCUGUUACAAUAGUUUUACCAAGUGAUGUAACAUCUCCACUUGUUUCUAAUUUGUCGAUGCAGAUAAUCCAAGGCAAAAAUAUGCUAAUAACAGGUGAUAGUAGCUCCGGAAAGACGUCAAUAUUAAGAGUUUUGGCUGGUCUUUGGAACUGUGUUGCCGGCAAGAUAGAAAGGCAUUGGAAAUCUCGGCCAUCAACACUGUUAUUCUUACCACAGAAACCGUAUUUUCCAAGCGGUGGUUGUACUCUUCGUCAGCAGCUUGUAUAUCCACUAAAAGCAUUGCCUUUAGAAAAAGGUUUAGAAAUGAAUCGCUUGACACAAAUUCUCGAAAUGAUAAAAAUGGAACAACUUUUGCAGCGAUGCAAUGGAUUUGAUACUCCAACAGAUUGGGAUUGGUCCGAAGUACUGUCUCCAGGUGAGCUGCAACGUCUCUCAAUAGGUCGAUUGCUAUAUCAUCGGCCGCGUAUAGCGUUUCUAGAUGAAGCAACAAGUGCCAUCGGCUUCGAGGCGGAAAUGGCUCUCUAUCAUUUACUUCAAGAGGAAAAUAUAUCCUAUGUCUCAGUCGGGCAUCGCUAUUCGCUUAGACAGUUUCAUGAUGUUGAACUGCAUUUGAAUGGUCAUGGUGAAUGGUGUAUUUCAGAUAUUGAUAAUGCUUCUUUGGAAAAUCGAGCUGCUAAUCUUGUCUGUGGUCAGACUGUGCUUGCAUUAUGA
Molecule: messenger RNA, 2031 nt
Organism: Dracunculus medinensis (Guinea worm)
Lineage: Eukaryota; Metazoa; Nematoda; Chromadorea; Rhabditida; Dracunculidae
Source: the annotation of a GenBank genome assembly